AUGGCUUUCAUGAUGAUGAAGAAGAAGUUCAAGUUUAAGGUGGACUUCGAGCUGGAGGAGCUCUCCUCAGUGCCCUCUGUCAAUGGAAUCUUCUGCAAGAUGCAGCUGCUGGACGGGGGCAGCUUCUGUGCCGAGUCUUCCAGAGAGGUGGUGCAAGCAAAUUGUGUUCACUGGAGAAAGAAGUUCUCAUUUAUGUGGAAAAUGAGUGCGAGUGCUGCUACAGGCAUUCUGGAUCCUUGCAUCUACAGGGUCUCUGUGAGGAAGGAAUUAAAAGGUGGAAAGGCUUAUGCAAAGCUGGGCUUUGCAGAUCUAAACCUAGCAGAGUUUGCUGGAUCAGGAAAUACCACUCGUCGCUGUUCACUAGAAGGUUAUGAUACCAAAAAUACAAGACAAGAUAAUUCUAUUCUUAAGGUCUUGAUAAGCAUGCAGCUCAUGUCUGGUGAUCCGUGUUUUAAAACACCUCCAUCCACAUCUAUGUAUAUACCGAUUGCUGGUGAAUCUGAAUCUCUACAUGAGGAUCAGAAGGGUGGAGAGACUCUCAAAAUCCAUCUUGGAUUGUCAGAUCUUUCGGCAAAGAGUGCUUCCGUUCCAGAUGAACUUGGUGCCUGUGGACACUCCAGAACAUCAAGCUAUGCAAGCCAGCAAUCAAAAGUAUCAGGUUAUAGUACAUGUCACUCCAGGUCAUCUAGUUUCCUUGACCUCUGCCACAAGAGAAAUGCUUCAGUGGGAAGUACAUCAACAAGAAUUGAAAGUAUCCUGGAGCCAAGUGAUGAUACUGAACCAAAAAUUGAUCUUAAUCCUGAUGUACCUAUUAAACAAGAUUCGGAUGAAUCAUCAGAAAAACUCAACAGGCACCCUGUGAAGCAAGAUUCUGUGGAAUCUCAACUAAAACGUGUUGAUGCUACCAGAGUGGAUGCCGAUGAUAUUGUUGAAAAAAUAUUGCAAAGUCAAGACUUCAGCUUGGACUCCAGUGCAGAAGAAGAAGGACUGAGGCUCUUUGUGGGUCCAGGAGGGAGUACGUCUUUUGGCAGUCAUCACCUUCCAAAUAGAGUGGGAUCUGGUGCAUAUGAGCAAGUCCUGAUCAAACGCUAA
Molecule: messenger RNA, 1092 nt
Organism: Monodelphis domestica (gray short-tailed opossum)
Lineage: Eukaryota; Metazoa; Chordata; Mammalia; Didelphimorphia; Didelphidae
Source: RefSeq, a predicted model, not a curated record